UCGGGGAUUCAAAGAACAAUAGAAGACACUCUCAACCUGAUUACCAUUUUCGGACCAAGCUCGCGCGCCGCGGAGCCAUUCAUCUACCAACUACCACCAGUUCACUCAAGCCUUCCACAGCAGCCUUUCUCAAACUUUCUUUUACAAAAGAUAAGGCCCAGGCAUAUGGAUGAAAUAUCCCAAUCAUCCUUGAAAUUCAUCACCAGUAGCGCUUGGCAUCAUCCUAAGAGUAUACUGGUGCGCCUUUCGGCAGCGUUUACGUAAAAGAUGGCGCCUACCAACCGGCGCUCUACCCAGGUGAACCACCAGGACGGUGGCGGCGCACCUCUUCCUUCAGCUCAACAAGACCUUUAUGGAGAGAACGAUGUGCUUAUGAGCUCCAAAGAGCACACAGUCGCUCUCGAAAAUGAUAAUAACAGGAAGAACAAAGAGCUUUAUAACCAGAUAUUCAGUCUCAGCAGAGGCCAGGAACGUGUGCCGCAAUCCCAGCCAAAAGGAAACCCCAUUAGGCAGGCAUUUACCAACAUACGUAUGCCGGCUUCCAACCACAGAAAAGACGCUCAUGGGCAGCUUCAGGGCAAACGCUCCAUAACGGCUAUUCCAGUUGGGACCCCCCGUCGUCCUAUUGGACUAGGAAAUCCACAAGCAUUCGGCCGGUAUAACGAUGAUAGUGAUCCCUGGAACCUACGGGACGAGGUCGGCAACCGCAAUUUAUAUCCAACUGGCUUACAUGACCCGUAUCAGACCCCUUAUAAUGGGAAGGGCAGGGGCAAGGGGCAUCCUUCUGAGGCUCCGAACUCUCUGGCAUCCAAAUGGGGCAUGGCUAGCGGGCGACCCUCUCCAGUCCCCUUAUCGACGAGAAGUUUCAUUCAUGAAGAUCAGCUGUACAAUACCGCAGAUAUCCAGAGUCCUUUGAUUCACCCACCGCCUCCGCGACAGAAGGAGCCAAAGCGAGCCCAGCCUAAUCAAAGGCCCCGAGAUAGCGGUCAGCCUCCUCCACCACCUGAAAGCAAAAGUCCUCCACCACCUCCUGAAACGGACUAUCCUCUUUUACCUCCUGAAGCUGUCGAAUAUCCUUCUUUGCCCCCACAACCCAAGGUCAUUGAAAACCUCUCACCUCAAUCUUCUCAGAGCGAGCAUAUCCGCUCACCUCAAUCUUCUCACAGCAAGAAAGUCCGCUCAACCCCGUCCAGGUCGCCAUCCCCUCAAAGAACUCCACCGCCUGCCCAGAAACCUCUUCCCAGACGGUCUUCAACAAGUCCGCCUCCCAACAGAUCUCCAUCUCCAGUUACAAGCCCUUCAACCCCCAGAAAUGGCCGCCGUCGACCUUUAAUUCCGACUUUAAGUCCGAAAUUCCCUCUUCAACCCCCGGUUCAACCCACAACUCAACCACCUGUCCUACCCUCAGCUCAGCCACCGGUUAACAAACCGGUUGAAGUCUUUGCUGCAGAUCCACCUGACAAGGAUGGGAAUGAUUCAGGGUUGAGUCCUCGGUCCUUGAAGAAUAUUAGGAACCGUAUGCUUCCUAUUAAGCCUCACACUGAACAAGUUUCGAAACCGUUCACAGGCAAAGAUGAUCUAAAUGACGAACAAAAAUUGGACGCAGAAAGGCUCCGAGAGCGUAUGCGUCUUGAGGAAGGGCCUAUUGGCAGAGCUCCCGAGUGGCAGAAACCGCAGCACCCCAACUACCCUGGGGUGGGACAGGGAACUGGCGCUGUAACUCCAGUUCCCGAGCUGAAUCCUGGAAAUCAAAGUCAAUCUGAUAUAGGAAGCACCACACCGACUCAAACAGAAAUUCCAAACAAUGGAGGGGUCCGUCUAAACAGCCCGCCCAUUGUGCAUGAUAUCCCACGUGUUCCUGCGCCGCCCGUUGCCUCAUCUUUGAAGAGCAGGCUUUCGGCUCUUGUUUGGGAACUUAGGAGGACUUGGGUGCGAAACCCCACAAAGAACUCUCGUGUAUGGAUCCUCAUUGCAACAAUUAUGAUGCUGCUCUUGGCUGUGGCCUUGCAACCUCAACAUGGGGGGCAAUCAUUUGGCCAUAUCUUACCUGGUGGUACUUCGUUUUCUGGUAUUUUUCGUAAAUUCCAGCCGUCAUUUGGGGGCGCUUGCUGUGACGAUGUUUUUCGCAGACUUGAUCUUAUCGAUAUCGACUUAAGCAAUAUCCAUCGAGACAUUGAUGCGCUCCGUCAUGGUGUCAAGGCCCCUCAGGACGGCCGGCUUUUGUUCUGGGUGAACCAAAACAAAGAUGGCAAACUAGUUAUUCCCCAUGAGUACUAUGAGGCUAUCAAACAACAAAUCCUCAAGGACAAGCAAUUACUGAGGGGUGUUUCGAAUGAGACAUGGGCUCCGGUAAUCAACCGCCUUGUAACUGAUGGAUACCUGAAAAACAAGCCUCACGGUAGAAGCCACCUAGGCUAUGAGGACAUCACUACAGCUGAUCUUCAUGCAGGCUUUGACGAGUGGCUUCGGCGCAACGAUGCAGCCAUUGUCAAGGCCCUACGGGGCGCACUUGACUCUGUUACGGGCUUAUCUGAAAUGCAACUCAAAGAUCUCUUAGCGAAGCAUAACGUCGACCUAACUAAUGGCAAAGUCAUAACUCGAAAGGAAUUCGAAGAACUGUACAGGAAAGAAAUUACCGGCGGCUACACUGGUAAUCUGCGUGAGCUUGCCGAUCAGAUUGACGUGUUCAAGAAGAAUCUCGAGGAAAACCCACCCCAGGGCUUGGCGAAGGGGGACGUGGAAAAGGUCGUACAAGCAGCUGUGAGGAAAUAUGCUGAUGCGCUCAAGGUCGAGGCAGCGGCCAAGGCCGGCAGCGAUUCUGUUCUCAAACAGCUCAGCAACCAACUCAACUAUUUUAGUGUCGGCGCUGGCGCGGUCGUUGAUCCUCACAACACGUCGCCCAGAUGGACUCCUCUAAAGCCAAUCUCCGGGAGCAAGCGGUGGUAUGACAAGGAUGGCUACAAGCCCCAGCCGCCGGUCAGCGCUCUCAUGUCAUGGGAGGAGGACGGCCAAUGUUUCUGUGCCGGCCCGAGCUUUAGCGGGCACGGUGUCGGAACCGCCAAUCUCAGUGUUAUGAUCAGCCGUGAUAUCGUACCCCAGUUUGUCGUCCUAGAACAUAUACUUCCCGGCGCCACGCUUGAUGCCGGCGCCCGUCCUAGAGAUGUCGAAAUCUGGGCGGCUUACGAGGACUAUGACCUGCGCAAGACUGUCGGCGCCUGGUCUCAGGCCCUCUGGCCAGCAACGGCUGGGGAAAAACAGCUAGAUGAAGGAUACGUGAAGAUCGGCGACUUUACCUAUGAGGACCACAAAGUCGGUGAUGGCGCGCAACUGUACAAGCUGAGCUCGGAUCUUCUGGAUAUAAAUGCUGCCACAAGCCGCUUCGUGGUAAGGGCGCUAAACAAUUACGGAGCCGAUCACACAUGCUUCUAUAGGAUACGACUUUACGGAGAUCAGAGAGACAGGGAUAUUGGCAACUAAGCAGCCGAGCAAACAUAAGAAGGUAAAAAAUACAGUGGACACGGAGGAGGCGCGGCUGGAAA
Messenger RNA from Truncatella angustata, 3539 nucleotides. RefSeq lists its product as uncharacterized. The record is from RefSeq and is a predicted model, not a curated record. Bases 268 to 3477 code for a protein of 1069 amino acids. NCBI's taxonomy places the organism in Eukaryota, Fungi, Ascomycota, Sordariomycetes, Amphisphaeriales, Sporocadaceae. The transcript has 2 exons.